GUUCUCACGAUAGGAUCUUUCUUGUGAAGUACUACAGACACGAAUUUAUUGGAGUCGUUGGCUGUAGAUUUCAGAGUGCGACUCUCCCGGAUUUGGCCGUGGCGGAGAGUGAGGGUUCUGGAGGAGCGGUAGGCGUAAGCCUCACCGUGAGUAGCAAGGUAUACCCCAGGCCGGGGGCGGCGCGCGGCGUAUGGGCUCUGCCGCAGCCGCCCCCCUGUACCAUGGCAGCAGAAGAAGCCCUACCGCCCUGCUCACCAAUGUCCCCUGAUGCUCCAACCACCCAGCCCCGCAUCACGACCAAUCUCACCCACCACUCCGACUUUCAGCAGCUUAUUUUUGAAGCCGUACGAUCAGGCGAAGUUUCGGAAAUCGAGCGCUUAGUUGAGAAAUUAGGCGUUGAAAUAUUGAAUGCUCGGGACCAGCAUGGCUACACACCAGCUCACUGGGCGGCUUUGGACGGUAGUGUGGCUGUGAUGAGAUAUCUGGUAGAACGCGGGGCUCCUGUAGACCUGUCCUGCUUGGGAACUCAGGGCCCACGACCCAUACAUUGGGCAUGUCGUAAAGGGCACGCCUCUGUGGUCCAAGUAUUGCUGCAGUCGGGAGUCGCUGUUAAUGCUGCAGAUUUUAAAGGUCUGACUCCCUUAAUGACGGCGUGUAUGUACGGAAAAACAGCAACAGCGGCAUAUCUGCUCGGAAUGGGAGCUGCCACGAGGCUGUCCGACAUCAACGGAGACACGGCCCUGCACUGGGCGGCGUACAAAGGUCAUGCAGACCUGGUCCGCCUGUUGAUAUACUCGGGGGUUCCCCUGCACUGCACAGAUAACUUCGGCUCCACACCGCUACACCUGGCUUGUCUCUCAGGCAACCUGACCUGUGUUCGUCUGCUCUGCGAAAAGGUAAAAGCGGAAUUGGAACCUCGUGAUAAGAAUGGCAAGACUCCACUCAUGCUGGCUCAGAGCCAUCGCCACGUAGAAGUCGUGAAGCUGCUGCAAAAGGAAAUGAAACGUAAAUCCCACUGGAUCCCGCCACUUUCUGAACUCUGGGCUUUGUUGUUUGGCGGCGCCGGUGACUCCAAGGGACCUCUACUUUUUUUCCUGGGAUCUGUAUUGCUUUGGGGAUACCCCAUGUACAUAAUGAAAUGCAUUCCCCUUACGUGGAACACAUUGAGGCUAUCUCAUUACUGUUUCCUGUAUUGGAACGCGGUGAUGUGGAUGAGCUGGAUAAUAGCCAACCGUCGGGAUCCGGGAUAUAUCCCGCAGAACUCGGAGACCUACUACAGGGCCAUCCGACAGAUACCGUACUAUGACAAGUGGAAGAAACGGAACGUUAUACUGUCACGUCUGUGUCAUACGUGCCGCUGUUUGAGACCGCUGAGAGCCAAACAUUGCCGCAUCUGCAAGCGCUGCGUGGCCUACUUCGACCACCACUGCCCCUUCAUUUAUAACUGUAUCGGCGUCCGCAACCGCAUGUGGUUCUUCUUGUUUGUGAUGAGUGUCGCCAUCAACUGCUCAAUUUCCGUUUACUUCGCGUGCUACUGCUUCUACCUCGACGGGUUCGGGCUCAUGUACGUCGUGGGCUUGUUGGAGGCGAUCACUUUCUGCGCGCUCGGAUGGAUUCUUACUUGCACCUCGAUAUUACACGCCUGCAUGAACUUGACGACCAAUGAAAUGUUCAAUUACAAGCGAUAUCCAUACCUGCGUGACAAGAGAGGAAGGUACCAGAACCCGUUCUCGAGGGGUCCAUUAAUGAACCUCAUUGAGUUUUUUGUAUGUUUGCCGGACAAAUUCGACGAGCAAGACUUGUUUUACGGUGAACAUAUUUGAUGCGAGGCGUUCUCAGGACGAAAUAUGAUUCUCGGCACGAAGUGCAGUUACACGUGGUCAAUUAAUUUGAUAAAUAAUAAGGAAAUGAAUUUAUGUUUUGACCCUAUCUUAUAGCUUUGGGUUGAAACCAUUCGGAAACCUCACGCGGAAUAGCUUACUAACAAUCAGUUUUAUAUUGUGAAGCUAAAUAAUAAAAUAAAAAAGAUAAGCCUUGGUGCACACAGCUUUUAACAUGAUAUAAAUUUUUAAAGUUAUACUUCUUUAGGCGCGUACUGAAAAAAUUAUGAGAGUGAAAUUUUAAGAUGUGCGCGCAUCACUGUAACACAAAAGUAACAGGGAGAAGUUGGUUCCUAAAAUUUUCUAACGUUUGCAAAUUCGUUUUUUUUUUGGUUUCUUUUUCCAUUAUGAGGAUAGGCAAAGGGUUCAAGUCCGUACAGCCGUAUUCGUUAUUUAAUAAUUAAUUGACAAAGCCAUCGUUGCAAGAUUUUUACAAUAUUGUUCGUUCUACAAUCGUAGAAUAGGACGAGGAAUAAAUAAUUUUAAGGAUUUUUGCUUUGUUAGGCCAAAGAAGUAUAACUUCUUGCGUGGAUACAUAAGUACUCACACAUUUUUUUUUUCUAAGAGAUAAGUUAUGAAGAGCAUCUUUCGUCUCUUGGAAGCUCAGGGGAGAUUUACGAACGCAUUUGCCAGGCCUAUAACUAUAACCGCAAUUGAUUGCUUUCCUAAAGAAAGUCAAAAUAUUAACAUGACAGACAGUCAAACGAUAAUUCACCUGUGAGUGUGAUUAUACCUGUUAACAAAUUUCAAACAACUGAAUAGGUAUUUGGAAACUUAUUUCUAUAGACAUUUUUAAUAUAGCCUGACUUUUGAUCUAUACUAAAGCCGAUAUUUCGAUUUGCUACUAGCAUGAUAAUGUAACUAAAAUGUCGUGGGUACUAGUAGUUAUCUACGGGUUCACAAUAAAACAUUUUAAGCUCCGCGGUAAUACAUGUAUACUGUAAUUUCUACAGAUUUCCAUAAUUAGAACAUACAAUCUACCCCUACUUUCAUUAUUACACUUCUCGAAAAAUUUAUUAGAACGCUAGAAAAAGGUUUGAUUUUUAUUGUUGUAAUUAUUGAGCUUACUGGCCACAAAUAUAAAUAAA
Molecule: messenger RNA, 2968 nt
Organism: Leptidea sinapis
Lineage: Eukaryota; Metazoa; Arthropoda; Insecta; Lepidoptera; Pieridae
Gene: Patsas
Exons: 9
Coding region: 222-1823 (533 amino acids)
Biological process (GO): protein palmitoylation
Cellular component (GO): Golgi membrane
Molecular function (GO): protein binding; palmitoyltransferase activity
Source: RefSeq, a predicted model, not a curated record